AUGGACUCGGAUUGCUCUAACGACUGGAGAAACGCUCACCACAGCACUGGUACCACAAUUAUGGCUGUGGAGUUCGAUGGCGGUGUAGUGGUCGGUGCCGAUUCACGUACCAGCACCGGCACCUACGUAGCGAACCGGGUGACAGAUAAGCUUACGAAGCUAACAGACAAAAUCUACUGUUGCCGUUCCGGUUCGGCUGCCGAUACGCAGGCGAUUGCUGAUAUCGUUGCCUAUUCGUUGAACUAUCACGAGAAUCAGACCGGCGAGGAUCCGCUGGUAGAGGAUGCUGCUAACGAGUUCCGUCAGUAUUGCUACAACUAUCGCGAUACACUGGUGGCCGGUAUUAUCGUUGCCGGUUGGGAUGCGAAACACGGCGGUCAAGUUUACUCGGUCCCGGUGGGCGGCAUGCAGAUUCGCCAGAGUGUCACCAUCGGUGGUUCGGGCAGCUCGUACAUUUACGGCUUCGUGAAGGAAAACUAUCGUGAAGGCAUGACUCGGGAUGCGUGCGUAGAGUUUGUGAAGAAAUCGAUCUUCCACGCGAUGUAUCACGAUGGAAGUUCCGGCGGUGUUUGCCGCAUCGGUGUCAUCACUAAGGAUGGCGUCGAGCGGGAAGUCUUCUUUGCACCACGCGACUAUGAGAAUGUCCCAAGCCGUUCCUCAGCACCAAGUGUUUCCGUGCAGGCGUAA
This is a messenger RNA of Anopheles marshallii, 687 nucleotides long. It is a transcript of the gene Prosbeta1, whose product is annotated as proteasome subunit beta type-6. Gene Ontology annotation, cellular component: proteasome core complex. Gene Ontology annotation, molecular function: threonine-type endopeptidase activity. Bases 1 to 687 code for a protein of 228 amino acids. NCBI's taxonomy places the organism in Eukaryota, Metazoa, Arthropoda, Insecta, Diptera, Culicidae. The record is from RefSeq and is a predicted model, not a curated record. The transcript has 3 exons.